ACUGCCAGCGGUGUCAAGCCGAUCAAUCAACCUCCAUUUUCAUUGCCAUUUAUAAACAAGAUAAAUUCAUGAAAAGUGAGUAUUAAUAGAUCAAACUCCCUUUGUAUAUAGUGCAUGUGAUCGUCUAUAUAUUUACUUAAGUGAACACAUUGAACUUUACAUAUUAAAAACCGGGAUAUUUUCAGUAAGCCCGUUAAGGCCACACUUGCCUCUAGCAUGGAGUUUCCAACAAGUUUUUAACAUUUUUGCGCCGAAAAUGCGAAUUCCGCGAACAUCCCGAAUAAAUUAGGCCACCGGACGCCCGCUAGUUCUAAUUGAGGAUAUUAGAUUAAUCUCCACUGAAGGCUGCAAUGGAUUUAGCUGAGACCAUGAAGAACGUUCUGGCCAAAGGCUUGCAACAGGCCUCGGCCAGCGACCUUCCAGUGGGCGGAAUGGGGUUUCCAGGGCCUGGAUAUGUUACGGAGAAGCUCUACAUGCUUUUGCAGCUCUAUUUGCAAAAUAAAGGCUGGAACCCUUCUGUCGAGCUUCUUCAGUGCUUUACAGAGCUAAAGGAGUCGUCGAUGUUGCCCAGUGCUACCUACUUACAGAUGAUGACGUCGCGCGUUACUCUGGAUUCGCAAGGCCGACUGAUUUUGCGAGAAAAUGGCAAAAUUAUCCUCCCAUUUGAGCAUUUUGCAAACGCUGUAAUGCUGAAGCAUAUGAACGGGCCGCACGGGCUGCAUUUGGGCAUCGAAGCCACUGUGAGGGCUGUGAUGGAGUCCUACACCAUAGGUCGCGAAAAUUUCGGCAUGGAAAAGGAGUUUAUCAUCGAAGUCGUGCAAAACUGCCCAAACCCCGCCUGCAGAUACUACAAGAAUCAAAUGGAGUUAACGCAGAAAACGCUGCAACAUCUAGCACCUGGAUAUUUGGGCGAGCGAAGCUCAUCGGGGAGCGAAAUUCGAGGACAGCGGAAGAGUCAAAAGGAACAUUUUCCCGGCCUGGGAGCAGUGGAUCUGAGUGGGCAACAGGCGCUGGAUCCGAAAACGCAAUCACUAAUGGAGCGCCCGAAGUCCGUAGCGCCUUCACAGCAGGAAAUCACUGCUGCUCUGCUACAGCAGCAGAGCAGAGUGAUCGCCCAGCAAAAUUUGGAUAAAAUCAACGCCAACUUGGAGAAGCAAAGACAACAGCUUCACCUGCAACAGCAAAUGGACUUGGCUGCUAAAAGAGAGCGAGAGCAACAAAAACACCAAGAGCAGCAGCAGCAAAGAGAGCAGGUGCAGCAGGCGGCAGCAGUCCAAGCGCAGCAGCAAAAGCAACACUUCGAGUUACCCUUGAUGGAUCACAAAUUAACCGACUUUCUUCGGGCCAAUAUUGAAAACUUGGAAGGAUUGGGCGCUUCAAACAAGGACUUGCUGGCGCUCCACAACGGCGCUUGGGCCACAUCCAGCACAGUUAGUCUAGGCGAAGACAAGCGACUUUCUGAAGGAGGGCAGGAGAAAAUCGUGCGAGCGUUCAGCGAAGUCAUGAAGAAUAUGCAGAGAAUGAAGACUUACGUGCGGCCUGCCAUGUGUAAGCCCUACGGAAAACAAUCGGAAGCCCUACAGAAAACUCUGAUGGAUACGAUUCAGCUGAUCCAAUCGCUGAGGAGCUUCUUGCCUCCUCCUCAUAUCCAGGUAAGUUCUUGGAAAAACGAGGACAAGCACCGCUAUGAGGAGAAUUAGAUUUUGUUGUUUCCAUGUUUUAAAACUUGAUUUGAACUGGUUCGCUUGAAAGUCUCAUAUUUUGGUGUUUAAUUCGCCAAAUUACGACUACUAAAGCUGCUUUUGCUAUUCUUUUUAAACCAGUUGCUUAGAUCUAGUUUAAGUCAAACUCUAUUUGUUUAAUUCAGUGUGGAAUGGGAAAUUCGGUUCGGCAAUUGUUGAUGUCGAUGAUUGUUAGUAUUUUCUUCGCUGAUUUGCGCGAAUUUGUUCUUUUUAGUUCCUUUUUCUCAUUGUAUAUGGCGAGAUUCGAAAGUAUUUUUAUUUGUGAUAUUUUUUGUACUUAAAUUAUUUUGAAAUUGACCUUUGAUCGGGGUUUUGGUGGCCGGUUAGUGGCUAAGUGAAAAUAUUUGCCGGCUUUUCAGAAAUUCGAACCUGUAAACAGAGAAGUAUGCGAUUUUUUUCUGGGGUUAUCGAUAAGAGUUUUGAAGAAAUCGGCUCAAAACGCAGUAAUGAAGGCCGAUUAGGUCAUUUUUAUUGAAUGUUUUCAUGCACUUGUAAACAGGUGUACGUGAAGUACUAGUAUAUUGAAUAUGCUCUCUUUUGACAUGUUUUCACCCAUGAUUUCUGAAUUAAUAUUUCUAGUCGAAAAGCGCAAAAAUUUACUGUGAUAUUUAGGAUGAUGAGUGGUGGGCCAAAUUUUCGUUGAGGCUUGGGGGUAAACGAAAGGGAGGAUUUGCUGAUUUGAUUUUUUUAAAUUAUUGAGCGGUAACUUUCAGGAUAUGUUUUUGUUGGAUCUAUUUAUUUAUUAGCUUAGAGGAAUUUGUUAAUUUAAGCUGUCUAUAGACUCUUGUGGUAGAUGUAAUAUAGACACUUUCUGUGGGAAACUAUCUUGCCAAUAAGCCAAAUCCAAAUAGAAGACUUGGACUCAGUGUUUUGAUGUCAGGCAUUGGUUUUUAGACGUAUUUGUAACGUGAUGUAGUCGGAUUUAGAUUUUGUUAUAGAAUCUCAAGUGGCAAUUUUUUUGUGCAAUUUAAUUGAUAAUAAAAUGGUAUAUUCAGGG
This is a messenger RNA of Dendroctonus ponderosae (mountain pine beetle), 2739 nucleotides long. RefSeq lists its product as uncharacterized. The record is from RefSeq and is a predicted model, not a curated record. Bases 351 to 1700 code for a protein of 449 amino acids. NCBI's taxonomy places the organism in Eukaryota, Metazoa, Arthropoda, Insecta, Coleoptera, Curculionidae. The transcript is spliced from 8 exons.